This is a messenger RNA of Carassius auratus (goldfish), 2700 nucleotides long. RefSeq names its product high mobility group protein HMGI-C-like. Gene Ontology annotation, biological process: regulation of DNA-templated transcription. Gene Ontology annotation, molecular function: DNA binding; transcription coregulator activity. The transcript is spliced from 6 exons. Lineage: Eukaryota; Metazoa; Chordata; Actinopteri; Cypriniformes; Cyprinidae. The record is from RefSeq and is a predicted model, not a curated record. The coding region runs from base 729 to 1064 and encodes 111 amino acids. Gene Ontology annotation, cellular component: chromatin; nucleus.
AGUUAAAGUGCAAUUAGGCUAAAUCAGUAAUGCUGGGAAUAAUUUUAAGCUAAAACGGCUUUCCAUACGCGACGCCACUUACUGUACAAACAACCAAGUCAACCAAUCAGGCCUGCCUUUCUCAAAACCAUCGUUAGUAAACUAUGGUCGUUAUUUCCAUUGAACUUUAUUGGUAACGACAGAAUUUGCCACCAUCGUUGCUUUUGGGAAACGCGCCCCAGAAUAGUCGCCUACGCUGCAAGUAAACGCGACAAACUGACGUCACCAUCCCUCCGACUGAUCGGAUACUAUUGGGUUGCGGUGAAUAUGUUGUUAAUUUCCUUAUAUUGAAUGCUAAAUUCUUCAUUCAUCCUUUGUCUUUCCCCCUUUUUCUUGCUGAAUUUGAGCUGUUGUUUCAUCUCUUAAACUUACAAAUAACAAAAAGAGUUCCAAAUGAUGUAUAUAAGAUAAUAUGACAACUUUUCUUACAAAAUCUUGUAAUUUUAUCUCUAUGCUUUUCUUUUUCUUUCAGUAGGUGUAGUGCUCCAGUUCGGCACAGAGAGUACAUGAUUGACGUGAGGAUCUGACGUAGAAGGAGGCGGGGCGAGCAAUGAUGUCAAUCAAGUUAUGUUGUUGUAGGUGAUUGCGAAGUGCUGAGGACAACGUAAGCAAGGUAAAGUGGUCUACCCGAGAUCCAUCUCGUUGAGGUUGUGUGUAUCCAUGCAUGUUUGAAGAGGUUUGAACUCAGGAUGGAUGUGGAGGAGACUGGAACAGGUCAGAUGGAGGCAGCGGCCCCAGAGGAAGAGGUACCAGCUCCCAAACGCGGGAGAGGACGACCUCGCAAACAACCACAGGAGCCUGUGGAAACCUCUGCUCCCAGGAGGCCGAGAGGAAGGCCGAGAGGCAGUAAAAAUAAAGGCCAGCGGGUCACAGCCAAAGUAGAGCCACCUAGAGAACGGAGACCUCGAGGUAGACCAAGAAAAUGGCCUCAGAAGGACGUUCAUCAGGAAGAACAGCAGCCUCAUCCUGCGGUUCAAGGGGCGAAGUCAACAGAGGAGCUGUUUCCUUCGCAGGAGAGUGACUAAAACUACCUCAGUGUUGACUUUGCCACUACAUCAGGGGUAAUUCUCCAUCUCAACACUGUAAAAGUGAACAUGUGUCAGUGCUCAAACUGUGGCCACAAUUGAGGGCUCGCUUUGUGCCCUAGGCAAGAUCAGACUACAUUUAUCAAAAGCGACCCUAAAUUCUGUAUACUUCCAUGUCAUUUUGUUGAACACCUGUCUUCAAGUUACACAGCCAUUUUCUCUUAUUUGGAAAUCCCUGACAUCCUCAGGUCAUCCAAGAUGUAGAUGAGUUUGUUUCUUCAUCAGAACAGUCCAGACAGCUAAUAGAAACAUCACAGUAAUCCACACCACUCCAGUUCAUCAGUCAACAUCUUGCGAAGUGAAAAGUUGCAUGUUUGUAAGAAACAAAUCCAUCAUUAGGAUGUCGCUUCGGGCAAAAAGAUGAGACCAUAAUCUAGAAUAACGCUUCCUCCAGUGAAAAAGUUCAUCCUGUUUGUUUCUUGCAUCAAAAUACAAUAACUUUAGAUCUGUUUCAGACGGCACCCAUUCACUGCAGAGGAUCCAUUGGUGAGCAAGUGAAGCAAUGUUAAAUUUAUUCAAAUCUGUCCUGAUGAAGAAACAAACUCAUCUACAUCUUGGAUCUCUUGAAGGUGUUUAAAUGUUUAGCUAAUUAAAAUUUUUGGGUGAACUAUUGAAGUCAACUUUGAAAUCAAACUUUUAUUGUGCAUAAUUUGAUGGCCAGACUUGUUUGGCUCAAUACAUUUAUUUAAUGUUCCAGAUGUUGGGAUCAAAAAGAAAUCCAAAGAUGAUAACAUUAAGAAACUGUAAUAUGUAUCACCGUGUAUGGAUGAUGCCUGGGUUAUAUUAGGUUUAUUUAAUCUUCUCUGGAUUCUGGAAACAUUAUAUUGCCAAAACCUGUAAUUUACAACACAAUCAAAUGUUGCCACUUUUUAAAUGAUUGAUUUUAAUGUAUAACGUUCUUUUUCUUGUAUUAUUUUAAUGUUUACAAUGGAAAGAAUAGAUUCAAAUGCAUCUAUUUACACCAAAUGAGAAUAAUGACUUUAUUAAUGAUGUAAAACAGCAAUCAUUAUAAUUCACAACACGAUGAUAGUGAAAUUCAGUACCUCAAUGAUUUUGUUUGUUCGUUCUAGACUAUGGAUGAUUUGUCGUUUGUUUUUAAAGCAUGUAUUGUCAAUGGUCAGGCUCGGGAACAGGAUAACAUUUUGGCUCUAUAUUUUCAUAAUUAGUAUAUAGAUAUUUUUGAAUCAUUCGAUCUAAUUUUUACUGCUAUGAAUUGUGUCAUUGUGCUGAUAUGUGGGUGGUGUUUACAACAUGACUGUUUAAAACUUCUCCUAUCGUCAGUACAGUUGUGUUAAUAUUACAGUUCAGAUAAAGUAGAUGCACUUAAAAACAGGUAUAAUGAUACCAAUUUGUUUUACAAAAAAAAAUUUUUCUAAUCAUAAAGUUUUAGAUUUGAAGUCAAUCGAGCAUUGUUGAAACGCAUCAGGGUAUAUAGUGUCAGCUAUAGAAGUCGUUUACGUAUUAAACAUUUGACGAUGUGCCUCAGGUACCUUACCUCUUUUUUAUAUCCUUCAAUGGCCAGUAAUGCUUUUUAUGCAGCUGUAUGUCAGUGAAUAAAGUUCCUGUUUGAAACUCA